CGGUGCCGGCGCCACGGCUCCCUUCGCCGUGCUGCGGCGGGCGCGGUGUGGCGGGCGGCCGCGCCUCGGUGUGCCGCGGGGCCCGGUGCUGUACCAUGACAGCAGCCUCAGCAGAUAGCUCUGGUAGUGACGAGAAGCGGCACAUGGUGUUGAGUCAAACUUACUGUAGCUCUGGCUUGGACUACUCUGAAGAUACCUUUGAGUCCUUCAGUGAAGAGGAGGAAGGCUGCUGGCAGGAAGAGAGCAAACAAUCUGAAUCAUGUUCCACAGAGGAUUUAGAGGGGUCUGCUGUGUCAAAUACGUUGAAAGGACAAAACCAUGCAGAAAUGGCUGAACUAUCAGAUGGAGAACUGGACGCUCUCCGGGCUUUUUGCACCCUUAAGAUAAGCAAAAUGUGUCAGCAGCUCAUCUCUGCGCAGGUAAAGGAUGGUGAGACAAGGAAGCUGCAGCAUGGAUUCACAGCAAAAAAAACCCAGACAAGUGGCAUCAACUUCAUCGUUCCUGAUCAGCUGAUGAGCAGAAUCCACCUGGAAAAUAUCAGAGAGACAGUAAAACAGGUGACAGAAGCUGAAAUCCACCAAUCUUCAGUGUGCCCAGACUGUCAGAAGAAGGAAGCAGAGCUAGCUGAGAUUGCCUUUCUCAGAAGAAAGAAGGUGCUGAUGGAAAAUGCUUUAAUUAAGGAUAAACUGGAAGAGCAGACUUAUUCCAGAAACCUGAUUACACUUCUAGGAGAAGCACUCAGAAACCUUCCCAAACCUUCAGAGGAUCCCAGGAAUUUAUGGCAAAGGCUGAAAUGUCGGAAGAUCUAUCAGAUUCCUGUGGGGAACAGCAAAGAGAGCAAACCAUUAGCAGCUGGGACUGUCUGGUACUGUUCCAGAAAGGCAGCCUUCGAUGGGAGAUGUCUCUGCUGCUCCACUGCACUCUACCACAGCCUGAUGUGGACUGAGAGCUGCUUGACUGCAGUCACCAUGCACAUGAGAAUGGCAUUAGCACUCAAUCCUCAGGACAGGGGUAUCUGCCACCUGAAGAAGAUGGAGCAGCCUGUCCACAGCAAAUCUGGCAAGUGCUCCAGAUGUUCAGUAUCUUCAUGGGGAUUUGGUUGAAGAUGUGGGUUCAGGCUCACCCUGUGGAGAAAAAUGUUCCUCUGGUGUACUGCAGGCUAGGAAGAUGCUGAAGGGCCUGGAGCAUCUCUGUGAGGAGCAAAGGGUGAGAGCCCUGGGGCUGCUGAGCCUGGAGAAGAGCAGCCUGAGAGGGGAUCUGACCAGUGCUCAGCAAGACAUAAAGGAUGGGGGACAACAGGAUGAGGCCAGGCUCUUGUCAGUAGUGCCCAGGGACAGGACAAAGAGCAAGGGGCACAAACUGGAACCCAGGAGGUUUCAUCUAAACAGCAGGAGAAAAUUCUUUGUUGUGAGGGUGCUGGAGGCCUGGAGCAGGCUGCCCAGAGAGGUUGUGGAGGGCUUCCAAACCCUACUGGACAUUUUGAUCCUGGGCAAGCUGCCGUGGGUGACCCUGCUGUAGCAGGAUGAUCUGCAAUGGUCCCUUCCAAUCCCACCAUGCUGGGAUUCUGUGGUUGUGUGAUCACAAGGUGCUUUUACACCCUGAGGAGCAGGAAGUUCUCAGUUUUAGGCAAAAUACUUUCAGACUUUGGCAGCUCAGCCUGAAGAAGGUGGGACCUGAUGGACAACUAGCAUCUUGGGGAGUCACUGAUACAUUUGUGCUGUAGCUGCAGCAGCCGAGCCACCUGCACCACGUGUGAGUCAUGAAGCAUUUUGGUCUUUUUACUAAUGGUAACAUAAUGAGCAAAGUCCAGCUACUGAAAGUCCAAAGUAUGUUUACUACCACAAAAAAAAAAAACCCAGUGAAUUGUUUCCUGAAAGACUGUUGCUGUUUCUAUGCAAUCUCCAGGCUGCCUUUUCUUAGUUUUGGAGCCAUUUGGGAUUGUUCAAGUGAAAGUUUAGUCAAUAAAGCUUCCAGGAGUCACAAUUUGAGUGUACAGUGAACAGAAUAUGUGUGGUAGGAGGCUCCUGCAGCUCGGUUUGAGUGUUGGCAGUGAGUGAGCACUGGCAUCGUGCAGUUGAAUGAUAAGCUUGGUCUGUUCCAAACUUUGAUACAACUUUCUCUCCUGUAAGAAUAUUGAAUAAACAGCACUCAAGCUGACUGGGUGCAUUUUUCUUUGGAAGUGUGCUUUAAAAAGGGGAGAUGUAUGAGUGGCUUAUUUAAACAGCAAAACCCAGCAGCAGGACCUUGCCACGUUUACAGAUGUUCCCU
Molecule: messenger RNA, 2268 nt
Organism: Pogoniulus pusillus (Red-fronted tinkerbird)
Lineage: Eukaryota; Metazoa; Chordata; Aves; Piciformes; Lybiidae
Gene: C19H8orf48
Product: chromosome 19 C8orf48 homolog
Exons: 9
Coding region: 96-1103 (335 amino acids)
Source: RefSeq, a predicted model, not a curated record